AUGAGUAAAGGCAUGUUAGAAGACGCUCAUUCGCGUACUGUGGAUGAUGUUAUAAACCACUACAACACUAACAUUGAAACUGGACUGUCAAAAAAGCAAGUUGAGGCUGCUUUAGAGGAAUAUGGAUACAAUGAGCUGCCCCCCGAAGAAAGCAAGCCUCUGUGGCGUUUGGUACUAGAGCAGUUUGAUGACUUAUUGGUCAAGAUACUCUUGCUAGCAGCUGUCAUAUCAUUCGUCUUAGCAUGGUUUGAAGAUAGCGAGGAUGCAACCACUGCAUUCGUCGAACCAGUUGUCAUUAUGCUUAUUUUGAUUGUCAACGCAGUAGUUGGUGUGUGGCAGGAGCGUAAUGCUGAAUCGGCCAUUGAAGCUCUGAAGGAGUACGAGUCGGAUACUGCUAAGGUUAUUCGUCAGGACUACUCGGGUGUACAAAGCUUAAAAGCUCGGGACCUAGUACCUGGUGACAUUGUGGAGGUCUCAGUUGGAGAUCGGGUACCGGCGGAUAUUCGGAUCGCUAAGAUUUUGUCUACAACACUUCUCAUUGAUCAGUCCAUCCUCACUGGUGAAUCGGUUUCGGUUUCAAAGCAUAGUGACGCUAUAUCUCAGUCGCGUGCUGUAAAUCAGGAUAAAAAGAAUAUGUUAUUCAGCGGCACGAACGUAGCUUCAGGAAAAUGCAUAGGAGUUGUUGUCGGGACUGGAUUAUGCACAGAGAUAGGCAAAAUCCGAGAUCAGAUUAUGCACACGGAGCAGGACAAGACUCCUCUUGGACAAAAGAUAGAUGAGUUUGGGACGCAGUUGUCAAAGGUAAUAACAUUUAUAUGUAUUGCUGUAUGGUGCAUCAAUAUUGGUCAUUUUAGUGACCCAGUUCAUGGUGGUUCAUGGUUUAGGGGCGCUGUAUACUAUUUCAAAAUCGCCGUUGCACUGGCUGUAGCAGCUAUUCCAGAGGGUUUACCAGCUGUAAUUACAACUUGUUUGGCUCUAGGAACCCGUCGAAUGGCUCGCAAAAAUGCUAUUGUCCGGUCGUUACCAAGUGUGGAAACUCUCGGUUGCACAACAGUAAUUUGUUCUGACAAAACUGGUACUCUCACAACCAAUCAAAUGACUGUAUGUCGGAUGUUUACUUUUGCUGAUGAUAAUCGAAGCAACGUCAGAAGUGGUGAUAGCUCGCAACUGAAGUUUGACGAAUUUGAAGUUACUGGGUCAAAGUAUGCUCCUGAAGGAAUUGUGCAUCACCAGGGACGAAAAAUAAACUGUUCUGACUAUCCAUGUCUUGUGGAGCUUGCAAAAAUAUGUUCCUUAUGCAAUGACUCGUCUGUGGAGUACAAUGAGUCUCGGCGUGCAUAUGAAAAAGUGGGCGAAGCUACUGAAACUGCAUUGGUCUGCCUGGUUGAAAAAAUGAACGUCACUGGAGUCUGUAAAGCAGGCAUAGCUGAUCGUCAGUUGGCUAUGCUUUGUAACCGGGAUAUUCAGAAAUCUUACGAAAAGAAAUUUACGCUUGAAUUUUCUCGGGAUAGAAAAUCGAUGUCUACGUAUGUUACUCCCCGAAAACAAACAUCUGAUUCCAAUGACAAGCUUUUCGUUAAGGGGGCUCCAGAGUCGAUAUUGGAUCGCUGCACUUAUGUGCGAACGGCAAGUGGCAAAUUGUUACUGACAUCCGGAUUGAAAGAUGAAAUCUUAAGGAAAAUAGCCACUUAUGCUACUGGGCGUGAAACUCUACGUUGUUUGGCCCUAGCAACAAGGGAUGACCCACCUUCGUAUUCACAAUUUGAUCUAAAAGAUCCGAAAAACUUCAAAGAUUAUGAGUCUGAAUUAACUCUCGUGGGUGUUGUUGGAAUGGUUGAUCCACCGCGUUCUGAAGUGGCCAGUAGUAUCCAAGAUUGCAAGAAGGCUGGUAUCCGAGUAAUAGUCAUUACAGGCGAUAACAAGGCAACAGCUGAAGCUAUUUGCCGUCGUAUUGGAUUAUUUGAAGAGAAGGAAGACACGUUAGGAAAAUCUUUUACAGGAAGAGAAUUUGAUGAUCUCAACUUGGAACAGAAAAGAGAAGCAGUUAGAAAUGGCAAGUUAUUUGCACGUGUUGAACCCGCUCAUAAAAGUCAAAUAGUGCAGUUCUUACAAGAGGAUGGUGAAAUAUCUGCCAUGACUGGAGAUGGUGUUAAUGAUGCCCCUGCUUUGAAGAAGGCUGAAAUCGGGAUCGCAAUGGGGGGUGGUACAGCUGUAGCUAAAUCUGCUUCUGACAUGGUUUUAGCUGAUGAUAACUUCAGCACAAUUGUUGCAGCAGUUGAAGAAGGCCGUGCUAUUUAUGAUAAUAUGAAGCAGUUCAUUCGUUAUUUAAUUUCAUCAAAUAUCGGUGAAGUUGUUUGUAUCUUCUUGACGGCCGCUCUCGGAAUGCCAGAAGCUUUAAUUCCAGUACAACUGCUUUGGGUUAAUUUGGUAACUGAUGGGUUACCUGCUACAGCUUUGGGCUUUAAUCCCCCCGACGUUGACAUCAUGCAAAAACCACCUCGUAAAAGCAAAGAACCAUUAAUUUCUGGAUGGCUGUUCUUCCGCUACAUGUUAAUUGGGAUCUACGUUGGAUGCGCUACUGUCGGCGCAGCAGCCUGGUGGUUCAUGUUUUAUGAAGGUGGUCCUAAAGUGAACUACUAUCAACUAACGCAUCAUUUACAAUGUCCUUUGGAACCUUCACUGUUUCAAGGAGUUAUUGCAGCGUGUUUUCCAGUCCUAAACCAAUGA
Heterobilharzia americana is the source of this 2727-nucleotide messenger RNA. The record is from the annotation of a GenBank genome assembly. NCBI's taxonomy places the organism in Eukaryota, Metazoa, Platyhelminthes, Trematoda, Strigeidida, Schistosomatidae.